AUGUCUCAAAUUGAGAAUUGCAUUCAAUCAUCAUCCACAGACUCCGAAGGUACAACAAAAACAACAAAUCAUUCAAAAAUUGAAAUUCAUGUUGCAGAGUUUUAUAGUGGAAUCGGAGGAACAAAAAUGGCCGUAGAACUCAUUGAAGCGUUUAUUGAACAAUUUUUUAUGAAUAAGAACCCUUCAAAUGAUGGAUUAUCUGUUGUCAUUCCGAACAAAAUUAAAUUUUCAUGGAUUGGAGCAUUUGAUAUCAACGAAAAUGCAAAUAUACUAUACAAACAUUUAUUUGGACACGAACCUUGUGCAAAGGAUAUUGCUCAUAUUCCAAUUUGUGAUUUUGAAAGACAAUACUUUAAGAAAAUUUUGGAAAAGAGAAAAGAACAAUAUUCAAAUUCGUCAUCUACCUUUGAAAAGUCUCAAAAGAAGCAAAAACUCAGCGAAAAUUACUCUCAGAUGGAAACAUUCUCAAAAAUUUUGUGGACAAUGUCUCCUCCUUGUCAACCCUUUACACUCAAUGGAAAUAGAAAAGACAAUGAAGAUGAUAGAACAAGAAGUUUUUUAUAUUUAAUGAGCGAACUUUUCCCUAAAAUAUUGCCGGAUUAUAUAUUUGUUGAAAAUGUCAAAAAUUUUGAGAUAUCGAAAACUAGACAACAUUUAGUGAACCAGUUAACAAACCAUGGAUAUCAAUUUAAGGAAUUUCUUUUAUGCCCAACUCAGUUAGGCCUUCCCAAUCAGCGUGUGAGAUAUUAUCUUAUAGGACGAAGAGUAGAAUUCAACAUUGAAAAUGCUGUGAACAUUACUGAAAUCUCUCAAAUGAUAGAAAUCCCACUGAAUUUACAGACUUGCCUUCCUGAUUACAUGUUUUUAAAAUCUGAAAAUAAUCAAUUACGACCUCUUCUUGAUUAUGACCGAGUUUUUAAUCACCCGAAACAAAUUGAUCAAUUAGAAAAGCAAGGAAAGCAAGCAACUUUUUUGGAUCUCUAUAAUCUUUCUUCGAUAUUGCUAACCUCUGAAGAAGAAAAACUAUAUGAACGAGAUAUGAUUUUUGUGGAACAAAAACAUCUUGCUAAAAUCAAAGGUUAUCGGUACGACUUGAUUUUGAAAAAGAGCAACCACUCCAAAGACACUGCUCCAUUAAAGCGUGUCUGCAGUUGCAUUACAAAGUCGUACGGCCAAACUCAAUUUCUCAGAGGAACUGGACCUCUAGUUUUGUUGUUAAACGACACAUAUUUGGAUGUAGAUGUCGAGAAAAUUUUUCAAAGUAUUGACUUUGAGAACAUUGAGACGCUGACCGGGUUGGGAAGAAUACGGUUUCUUCACCCUAUUGAAGUAGCCCGCUUGAUGACCUUUACUCCUUGGUUUUCUUGCCCUUCCUCAAAGCUUUCGAUCAAGCAACAAUAUAAAUUGAUGGGAAACUCAGUCAAUGUUCUAUCAGUGGCAAAUGUCAUGGUCCAACUGUUCUUGGAGGCUAAGCCAAAGGAUCUUGAUUGA
This is a messenger RNA of Naegleria fowleri, 1491 nucleotides long. RefSeq lists its product as uncharacterized. The record is from RefSeq and is a predicted model, not a curated record. NCBI's taxonomy places the organism in Eukaryota, Heterolobosea, Eutetramitea, Acrasida, Naegleriidae. The transcript has a single exon. The coding region runs from base 1 to 1491 and encodes 496 amino acids. Gene Ontology annotation, molecular function: methyltransferase activity.